This is a messenger RNA of Cygnus olor (mute swan), 1777 nucleotides long. RefSeq names its product arginine and glutamate rich 1 (gene ARGLU1). The record is from RefSeq and is a predicted model, not a curated record. Lineage: Eukaryota; Metazoa; Chordata; Aves; Anseriformes; Anatidae. Gene Ontology annotation, cellular component: nucleoplasm; mitochondrion. The transcript is spliced from 4 exons. Gene Ontology annotation, molecular function: cadherin binding. The coding region runs from base 270 to 1100 and encodes 276 amino acids.
GGCUCGAACGCGGCGCGGUGCAUUGUGGGGCGGGAGGAGAGUCACCGCUCUGCUAAGGGCCGCCAUCUUGUCUGCGGCCGGACUUGCUGCCGCUCUUGGGGCCCGCUCUUCGUCCUCGCCGCGAGGAGCGAGGGGACAGAGAGGGGACGAGGCGCCCAGCCGCUGCUGAUGCGCCCGGAGCCUCCCCGUGCCUUCCACGGGCGCUGCUAGCGAAGGGGGCGGGGGUAGUCGGGCGGCCACCGGCGCGGCCUUUCCUCUCCUCGGCCGGGAUGGGCCGGUCCCGCAGCCGCAGCUCGUCCCGUUCCAAGCACACCAAGAGCUCCAAGCACAACAAGAAGAACCGGAGCCGCUCGCGGUCCCGCUCGCGGGAAAAGGAGCGGGCGCGGAAGCGCUCCAAGUCCCGGGAGAGCAAACGCAACCGGCGCCGGGAGUCGCGGUCCCGGUCCCGCUCCAACACGGCCCCCUCCUCCCGCCGCGACCGGGAGCGCGAACGCGAGCGCGCCUCGUCCCCGCCGGACCGCAUCGACAUCUUCGGGCGCACGGUGAGCAAGCGCAGCAGCCUGGACGAGAAGCAGAAGCGGGAGGAGGAGGAGAAAAAAGCCGAGUUCGAGCGGCAGCGGAAAAUCCGUCAACAAGAAAUUGAAGAGAAACUUAUAGAGGAAGAAACUGCUCGAAGAGUGGAAGAGCUUGUGGCUAAACGUGUAGAAGAAGAGUUGGAGAAACGGAAGGAUGAGAUUGAGCGAGAGGUUCUCCGCAGGGUGGAAGAGGCUAAGCGCAUCAUGGAAAAACAGUUGCUCGAAGAACUCGAGCGACAGCGACAAGCUGAACUUGCAGCACAAAAAGCCAGAGAGGAAGAAGAGCGUGCAAAGCGUGAGGAACUAGAGCGAAUACUAGAAGAGAAUAAUCGAAAAAUUGCAGAAGCACAAGCUAAACUGGCUGAAGAACAAUUGAAAAUUGUUGAAGAACAAAGAAAGAUUCAUGAGGAGAGGAUGAAACUAGAACAAGAGAGGCAACGUCAGCAAAAGGAAGAGCAAAAAAUUAUCUUGGGCAAAGGAAAGUCUAGGCCAAAACUGUCCUUCUCACUAAAGAGCCAGGAUUAAAUUGCAACUCUGAACUCUUACAAGGAAAAAAAAAAGGAAACAAAAAACAAUAACAACAAAAACUUUGUAUGGUAGCUUCUUGUUGAAGUGGUUUUUUUUCUCUCAAUUUUUUUUGUCUUUUUUUGAAAGUCUGGAAAGUUAGCUUGUUCUAAUAGGGGCUGUGCUCUGCAAUUCUUAAUUUUUUUUUAAACUUCCAUUAAGUUAAACCCUUAUCAGAUCAUUGUUGCCUUUUAGAGGGAAAUCUGUUCUCAUAUGUUUUGUUUAUGUAUUAGUGGUCUGAAAGAUCAGGUCACUAUGAAUUGUGGAUGAUCUGAUAAGGUUUUACUUGACCUACUCAUCAGAGUUUGACUCUGAUAAUUGACAAAACUUUAUACUGGGUAUUGCUGACUCCUUUUUUUUUUUUUUUUAAGUCAGUAAAUACAUGAGUAAAUUGCCAUGGUAUUACUGGACCUCUGUGGCUUACUGUUAAAUCAGUGUCCUAUGAUACUGUCCCAUUGUUGCGCUUGAUGUUCCUGAUACAGGUAAGGAAAUAGUUUGUCAUUUCUGCUAUGAAUACAUAGAGAGAGUUCAGUAUUGUCUCUGUUAGAUUUGUUUUUAUUACAUUGACAGCGUUCAACCAGAGUUCCCCAUUGUGUAAAUAAACCAAUUUGCUGAAUAAAGUGAAAGUCUUAAAUUCA